Messenger RNA from Melospiza georgiana, 9924 nucleotides. RefSeq names its product zinc finger FYVE-type containing 26 (gene ZFYVE26). Bases 77 to 7762 code for a protein of 2561 amino acids. Gene Ontology annotation, cellular component: lysosomal membrane; midbody; centrosome. Gene Ontology annotation, biological process: regulation of cytokinesis; double-strand break repair via homologous recombination; mitotic cytokinesis. NCBI's taxonomy places the organism in Eukaryota, Metazoa, Chordata, Aves, Passeriformes, Passerellidae. The transcript has 41 exons. The record is from RefSeq and is a predicted model, not a curated record. Gene Ontology annotation, molecular function: metal ion binding; phosphatidylinositol-3-phosphate binding.
CCGUGCCCCGCCAGGGAGCGCGGCAUCGCCCUCGUGUGUGUCACCCCGGCCCGGGUCAUCCCGUCGUCCCGGGAAGAUGCAUUCUUUUGGGAACGAAGAGGCGGAUUCUCUGCAACGUCUUUUCGGGUUUUUCUGUGAAUGCGUACGGCGCGGGCACUGGGAGCUUGCCCAGGCCUGCGUGCCCCAGCUGAGCCGGUGGCAUGGGGACGGCCCCGCGAAGGUGGAGGCGAUUCUUCAGGCUCUGGUAGCCUGUCCCGUGGCUGUAAGAUGUGGACAGAAUUCUAGCCCAUCGAGAGCUGCAUGGCUUUGGCUUCUUGUGCUGGAAAAAUGGCUUGCCAUGAAUCAGAAAACUGUUCCAGUUGCUCUUCGGAAAGAAACUGAAUUUUUGUUGUUCUUGGAAGAGCUGCAGAAAGAUGUCUCUGAGGAAGUCCUAAAGGAACUGUUUGAAGCAUUUGAGUGCACACAGAACAAGCCCAUCACAGAGAGCAAAAGAAGAGAUGACUGUUCUCACAAAUUCAGUUUGGAUGUUGUUUCAGCUCUCCGGAAGCUUUUGCUGCGGGCUCCCCAGAGGGCAAAAGCCCUGCUGGAGUUCUUCCAGGGGGAGCAAAGCACACCCUGCUCCUCACUCCAGCAGUAUCACUCUCUGAAAAACAUCUUUGUCGAGUUCCUUUGUGACUCCUUGAAAUCUCUGCAGAGGCUUCAGAGCAGCUCUGAGCUUUCAGCUGAGCUAGAUCAAAGAGAACUAGUAGAUACAAUUUAUGCUGCUCUCAGUAUAGUGACUUUUGAGGUGGAGCAUCAAGCAGAUGAAAUAAAGCACCUAUUCAGGGAGCUCUUGGAUGUAUGCUGGGCUGAGGGGAGCCCUCUGAGGGAAGAGAAGCUACUAAACUGUAUGUUGAGGAAACAGAGCCAUGGCCUGCUAAGCCUCUAUAGCAAUGUUGUCACAGAAAGAACAAGAGAAAAGUUUUUGUUGUCAAAAUCAAUACAAAAAGGUUCAUCUGAGCAGCUGGAUACAGAGCAAACUGUGAUGAGGUUGUUCUCAGAUCCCAAAGAAGCUCCUUCUUGGAAGACAGCCUAUUUCUACUGCUUGAGCAGCAGCAAGCACUUUCUGGAACAGAUUCUGGUGACUGCAUUAGCUUUACUAAAAAGAGAAGACUACUCAGGCCUGAAGAGCUUGUUGAGGAGGGAAUUCAACCCUCUUAGCCGCCUCCUGGUGUUGUUAGGAUGGACUCAUUGUCAGAGCUUGGAAUCAGCAAAAGCAUUGCUAUGGACUCUACACAAAACUCAGGAUCUGUGCAAUGAUUCAGUAUUGAAAGAUUUUUGUGAUGGGCUGUGGACUCACGUGGAAGUUCUUGAAUGGUGCAUGCAGCAAAAUAGUAUUACUGUCCCAAGGAAGGUUCUGUUGCAACACUUGCACAAUCUGGAUUGCCACACUGCAGUGUAUUCUCUGCAUCAUCUCACCAAUCUUCUGGCACUGAAUGAAGAUGAUGUUAUUGAGCUUCUUCAAAAAGUUCCUGCCAGAGACCAGCAGAUGCAGGCAGCCACGCUCCCUAACACCCUGAGCCAGCAGCGCAACCUGGCCCUCUUCAGAGCGUUCUGCGCCAUGAAGUAUGCCAUCUACGCUCUCUGUGUGAACUCACACAGGCAUGCCAGGUGCAAGGAUUGUGUACACAGCCUUCUUGGUGAUGUCCCUGAGGAUGCAACUUCUGGAGAACCAGCAGAUUACUCUUCAGUAUUUCCUCAGUACAUUGCAAAGUGUCAGCAGUUCUUAAGGAGUGUUCCCGUUCCUCUGCGCCUGGAGGUUUUGGAGAAUAUUUUCUCCUUGCUUUUCAUUUCCUAUAAUGACCUCUAUACUGACACUACUCUACCUGAGGACUAUGCAGAGGAUGAAGACCUUGACAAAAAGUGCGCUACUCUGAGCGUAGAAGGCAGUGACAGUCGGCGCUCCUCCACCACGCAAAGUCCCCAACACCUAACAGAGGCUGAAAAAAAAUCAGAGAAGUCUCUGCUGGCUGCACAAACACUUCACACAGAUACCCGAGAUCUUUGUGACUCCGUGUUAGAUGGCAAAAGCUGUGAAACCUCUAAGCCAAGCUGCCUGGAUCUGAAACACUUCACCAGUGGUGUUACUGGAUUUUUAGUGGAUGAUGUGGCCAUGGAGGCCUUCCUCACAUUGCUUCUCAACCACUUGGAAGAAAUCCAGAGUUCUCUCCCGUGGGACUCCAGUAAUGUGCUUCGUGAAGAGCUGGAGCUUGUUGAGUGCUUGAAUCUUUCUGCAAGCAGAGAUGCCUUUGGAAGUCGCGUGUUACAGUUUUCCAAAUACCUUUCUGAAGCUCACUGGCGAUACAAGGUGGUGAUGAGUAACAGAAAUGCAGAACAUCAGCUUGCAGCAUCCAGGAGAUAUUGCUCUUUAAUCAGGUGCUCCAGCUUGAAGAAACGAAGUAGAUAUCGGAGGUACAAGACAGAUGGGAAAGAGGGAGCAUCCAGUCCAUCAUUAGAAAGCACAAGUAGCGAGCUAAGCACCAGUACCUCAGAGGGAAGUGCCAGUAGUGUGUCUGGCUUGAGCGAUUUGGAAAGCAGGGCAAGACCACGUCAGCAGAACUCCCUCAUUCCUAUGAUGCUUUCCCCACCAGAAUCACUGUUAGUUUCUUGUGUUUUGAGAGGGAACUUUGUGGAAGCCCACCAGGUUGCUUUGAUGUUUAAUCUGGAGGCUUCCCCUUGCUAUGGUGAGUUGGUUUUCAUGGAGCGUUACCAAGAGGCUGUACGAGAAAUGGCGAGAGUGGAGCACAAUAUUGAGAAUCAAGCAUCGGAUGGCCCUGGAGGCAUCAGGAAAUCUGGCAGUGGCCGUUCAACACUGCAAGCUAUUGGCAAUGCAGCAGCAGCUGGUAUGGUAUUUUAUUCCAUCUCGGAUGUUACUGAUAAAUUGCUUGCAACUUCUGGAAGUCUUGCUCCUGCUCUUCAAGAAAACUUCUGGGUCAGAAACAUCCAGCUGGAGCAUACUGAUCCUCUGCGAGAAGUCCUGGAGGACCUCAGUCCUUCAGCAAUGGCAGCAUUUGACCUAGCUUGUACUCAGUGCCGCCUCUGGAAGACAUGCAAACAGCUUCUGGAGACAGCAGAAAGGAGGCUCUACAACAGCCUUGAAACUCGGGGCCACCGACCUGACUUUGUUCUACUGCACUCUGAAGGUGUCAAGGGUUUUCCAGCAGUUCUCCAGCAAAUAAGUAAAAUUCUCAACUAUUCCUGCACAUCACAAGGUCAAUCCAGACCAGAGGUGUCUGAUGAGAAAAUAGGGAGUCAUUUUCGAUGCAGUAUUGUAGACCUUCUGCAAGCUUGCUACCCGGCCUUGACUGAAGAAAGUAUUACUAAUGAAAUUGUUUUAUCGCAAAACUUGGAUCAUAUCCUAAAAGCACUGACAUGUGUUGAACGUUCUGUGGACUCUAAAGGGAGCCUGCUUGGCACCUUGGUGGAGCAGGGCUCUCUCAAACCCGUGGAGCUGGAGAAGCACCUGGUUUGGAACCAAACACAGCUCCUGCUGAGAACUCUUGACCAGCACAGCCAAAGCGUACGAGAGAGCAACACACAGACGAACUUUGUGAAGGCCUUCCUUGACUACAUCACUACUCUGGCUGCUGUGGUGUUGCGGAGCUUGAAUGCAGAGCUAGAUGUAUCUGCAGAAGUGAAAGUGGGAAACCCAUUUAUACUGUUACAGCAGAGUCCAACUCAGCUGCUUUCCCAGCUUGUUUUUGAGAGACAAGUUCAUCCUGACAGACUUUCUUCUCUGUUGGCUAAAGAAGGGUUGAACCUGAAUGUGCAGCAAGUCAUUGUUAACUCUUGCUGUGAGCCACUGUCCUUGUGUAGCGCAAGGCAAAACAGCCAGGCAAAGUCUCUUCUGACCAACAUCAGCAACUUGACACAGCAGUGUGCCUGCCACUGCCUGCCAGAUGUUGAAAUACCUAUUCACAAUUCUGCAGUGACCUCUGAGGAUAUCUCCACUCAGACCUCAUCCUCUCUGAAUGAAUUGAGCCAGCACACACUGACUGCCUCCUCCCUGGACUUCCUGAAGUCUCAGUCGAAGCUGAUGGCUACAGUGGCAUGUCUGAGUGCAUCUAAUAUACAGAAAGUUCACAAAUCAGGUUUGUCGUGGAUGGAAUUUCGGGGCAAACGGGAAGUGCCCUUAGGCUUGGAGCAGAUUUCCAGGGAGUGUGAGGCAUUGUUGAAGGAGUUCCCAAUAUUGGAACGAUUUCUUCUUGCUAUGUUUGAGCCACUUUGGAAUCAAGAGGAAGGUAGCAGUUUGGCUGCUGUCUUCUCUGGCAAGGCAUACAUGUCUCUGGUGCUCCUGGGGUUACAUUCCACCACAGCUGUUAAAGUGUUAACAGGAGUCUUUGAACAAGCUCUUGCGGCCAAGGACUGGGACAGAGCUCUGAAGGUCUUGGAUCUGUACUGUCAGGAUGUGGAGGAAGUGGUCAGUGUGAAGGAUGCUGUGCUGAGUUGUGCAGCUGCUGAAGAUAAGGAUGGUUGGCAAUACUUGUUCCCUGUAAAAAAUGCAGUGUUGAGAAGUAGCCUGGCCCUGCGCUGCCUGGACAAGUGGCCCCUUGAUGCCUGUUUGGAAAUUCUAGCUUACUGCAUUUCUGACCUGGGCAUACCUCAUGAACUAAAAGCCAAUCUGCAGAGCAGGAAGAAAGAACUUCAGGUUUAUCAAAAGAUUUUGAAUGUGCAAAAUGAACCAUUGUGGAAUGACUGGCAGGAUCUGAAAAAAGCCUGCUCUGAUGAUCCUCAGGCUGUCAUGAAUAUCAUUCUGAAAGCAAAGGAUUAUGAAUUGUGUGAGGAAUGGGAACACUUGUACCCUGUCCCAAGAGAAGACUUGAUCAACCUUCACCGUGAGCACCUUCUCCACUUACUGGAGAUGGGAGACAUGGAAAAGGCAUUGCAGCUUUUACAAAGAAUUGAAGACCCUGGUGUCUGCCUUGCCAUCAGUGAGCAGUCCCUGGACCAGCAUCCGAACUUGGCAGCGUCUCACUUCUUGGCUGAUUACCUCACAGCUCACUUCUAUGCCAGUCUGACAGCGGCCCGCCGGAAUGAAAUCCAGGCACUCUAUAUAGGGUCCAAGGUGCUGCUGACUCUGCCUGAGGUCUCCCGUGUUAACUACUUCCACCUCUCCUCAAGGCCACUGCUCAUGCUGGAACAGCUCCUCAUGAAUAUGAAGGUGGACUGGGUGGCUGUAGCUGUGCAGACACUGCACCAGCUCUUGGCUGGGCAGGAAAUUGGCAUUACUGUAGAAGACAUUGACAGUUUGCUUUCCAAGUAUGCAGAAAAAGCUCUCAACUUCCCCUUCACAUUAAAGGAAAAGCGAUCAGAUUCUCUGAUACGUAUUCAGGAAAGUCUCAAUCAGGUAUUGGAGUGUGAAGCAUUGUCUAAAUCAGGAUCAUCAGAACUAUCUCCUGUCAGCUUUACUGGUGUAACCACAUCUGCAAGUCCCAGAGACAGAAGUCUGCCACAGAACUUGUUUCCUCAAGAAUUUGUGCCUCCUGAGAAGCCACCACCCAAGCAGCAAUGGAUACCUGAUGACACUGAAACAAUAUGUAUGGUUUGCAAAACUGAACGCUUUACUAUGUUUAACAGGCGCCAUCACUGCCGGCGCUGUGGCAGGCUGGUCUGCAGCUCCUGCUCCACCAAGAGAAUGGAAAUAGAAGCUUGCAGAGAAAAUCUGUCUCGGGUGUGUGAUCAAUGCUAUAGCUACUGCAACAGAGAAAACGUGCCUGGCUCAGUGCAGGACACAAGCACAAAAGAAGAUCAGGACCAAGUGGAAGAAACUUCUAAUAAUGAAUAUUCCACAGUGGUACGAAUACCCAAGGCAACUGAUCUUGAAUGGAUUUUUUCCCUGAAUGAGGAGGAGAAUGAAAUUGUACGCAGAGAGUUUUAUUAUGAGCAGGCUCCCAGCUCUUCCUUGUGUAUUGCCAUCCUUAGCCUGCACAGUGACAGCAUAGUGUGUGGCCACCAGCUGAUAGAACACUGCUGCAAGUUGUCCCAAGGGCUCACUAAUCCUGAGGUGGAUGCUGGACUCCUCAUGGACAUCAUGAAACAAUUGCUCUUCAGUGCUAAAAUGAUGUUUGUAAAAGCUGGAAGGAGCCAGGACCUAGCUCUCUGUGACAGCUACAUCAGCAAAGUGGAUGUGUUGAAUAUUUUGGUUGCUGCUGCCUACCGUCCAGUGCCACCUUUGGAUCAGAUCCUUCUCCCAGCAGCAGUAACAAGACUGAGAAAUCAGCUUUUGGAAGCAGAGUACUAUCAACUAGCUAUAGAGGUUUCUACAAAAUCUGGAUUGGAUCCAGGUGGAGCAUGGCAUGCCUGGGGCAUGGCUUGCCUUAAAGCUGGAAAUUUGACUUCAGCAAGAGAGAAGUUUACCCGAUGUUUAAAGCCACCCAUGGAUCUAAACCAGCUGAACCAUGGUUCAAGGCUGGUCCAGGAUGUGAUACAGUACCUGGAGUCCACAGUGAAGCCUGUACUCAUCACAGAUGAUGAUUACUUUGCCACUUUGAGGGAACUUGAAGCAACACUGAGGACAAGAAGUCUGUCUCUGGAGGUGAUGUGUGAGGGGAAGAUUCAACACAACAGCUAUUACCAGGAGUGCUUGUUCUAUUUACACAGUUACGGCACCAAUCUGGCAAUAAUAAGCUUUUACAUGAGGCAUGACUGUAUGAGAGAAGCACUGCUUCACUUGUUAAAUAAGGAAUCCCCAUCAGAAGUGUUUAUUGAAGGGAUCUUCAUUCCAAGUUAUGAAAGUGGAAAGCUGCAUAUGUUGGAGAACUUGUUGGAAACCAUUGAUCCAGGAUUGGAAAGCUGGGGAGUCUAUUUGAUUGCAGCCUGCAAAUACUUGCAGAGAAAGAACUAUUACCAUAUUCUGUAUGAACUGCAACAGUUCAUGAAGGAUCACGUCCGUGCUGCCAUGACCUGCAUUAGGUUUUUCACUCAUGGAGCAAAGUCUUACACUGAACUUGGAGGAAAACAGAUGUGGCUUCUAAAGAUCAAGGACCAUCUCAAAGUCUAUCUGCAGGAGGUCUCGAGAAGUUCAGGAAGGAAAAAAAUGGCAUUCACUUUUCGGAAGAAAAUGUCUGCUACAGAUGUGUCAAGGCACAUCAAUACAGUUGAUCUGCAGAUGGAAGUAACAAAAUUCCUGCAUCAGUGUGAGAGCUCUGGAGCCUCUCAAAUGACAGACUCCUCCUUACCCACACUCUUUGGAAACAAUAACAUGAAAAUGGAUGUUGCUUGCAAGGUCAUAUUGGAAGGCAAAAACAUUGAGGAGGGGUUUGGGAUUGCAUUUAGAGUUCUUCAGGACUUCCAGCUAGAGGCUACAGAGGUGUACAGCAGAGUGGCCAAGCAGCUGGUGAAGCAGCAGAAAUACAGUGAGAUCCAGCAGCUCCUGAAGUGUGUCAAUGAGUCUGGAGUGGCAGCAAAAAAUGAUGGGGAUAACAUUAUCCUAAACUGUCUGAAUGAGUUCAGAAACAUUCCUGCUGAGGAUCUCGAUAAUCUGAUUCAGGAUAUGGACAGUGAUGAAAACAAGAUCCAGGCGUACCUGCUGUGCCACAAGCUGCGCUCGGCCUACCUGGUGUCGGUGCGGCAGGAGCGGGCGCGCGCCGUGCAGCUGGUGCAGCGCGUGCGGCAGCUGGCCCUCAGCAGCGGCGACCACGUCGUCACGGCCAUCUGCGCCCAGUGGCUCUCCGUGCACCAGCCCAAGGGCAGGCACCGGCUCCCCCAGGGCACCAGCAAGUGAUGGGCGACUGACACGGGCCGUCCUGCCGGAGCAGAAGGCUUCGGGACAGCUCGGGGGCGUCUGCUUCCGCGGCCUGUAGGUACAGUGGAACUCUGAUGGCUGAUGGCGGUGGAGAUGGAUGUUGCUAAUGUGCCUCUGGUGAAAGGAAGGGAACUAAAUUUACAAGUGCCAGUCCUGUAUUCUGACAAACAGUCACUACCUCAGGGUGUUUUUUGGCUCUCUUUUUGAUGGGGGGUGGGGGGGGGGGGGGCAGUUUCAAACUGAACAAGCAAGGAUUUAGGUGUAUGGAAGAGAGCACUUCUGUUUCUGGCUUUAGUUUUUGGGUUUUGUUGGCUUUUAAUUUUUGGGGGGAUUGAUAUUUUUUGAAAAGCACUGGACUUAUUAAUAUAUGUUUUAUUUUUAAUCCAGAAAACAUAUGUAGAGAGGACAGAAAAAUUUUAUCAACUCAUUGUAGCCUAGAGUAUAAAAUUUUUGUGAUGUUUCCUGAAAAGUUUUCGAAAUUGGAGAAUUCUUCUGUUUCAAAGACUAAAACUCAGAUUUUUUUUUUAAGCCUCUAGACAAAUCAUUGCUACUUCUUUUUUAUCCCCCCCACACCCAGUAUAGUGUACCCAUUUUUUUUAGUUUGUUUGAUAAGGUAGGAACUGAUUCUUUUGGCACAUUUGAACUUACCAGUCACACUGUGUUUUGUGUGCCAUAGAUGUGGUACUUGGGCUAGUGCCAACUAAAUGAAUGAAGUUAUAAAGGGCAUGUGCGGUAAGGGAAGUACAAAGGGAAAAUAAGCCUUUAAAAUAGCUGAAAAAUCAUGUGCCUCUUUCUUUACUGCAGUAAUACCCAAUAAAUCAUUGUGCUGCAGCUUUAUGACUGAAUAGUUGACAGUAAACUUCCACAGUUUUUCAUCAGGUAUGGCAAAGAAUAAUGAUAGAGCAAGCUGUGGCAAAAUUAAACAGGUGGUCUGUAUCCCUUUCACAUAGGGAUGUAUUUAUUUAUUUAUUACCAGAAUAAUUUGUCCCUCUCAAGUACAAUAGAACAUGGAACUGGACAUGCCCUGUAUUGAUGGGUUUUGCUCUGGAAGUGCAAGUUGAUUGGUUUUAUGAAAAAAAAAGCAGCAAUCUCUGUGCAAUGUCUGUGUUCAGGGAUGCUGAAAAAAAGUAGCUGCUUCUCUGCAACUAGUAUUGGGACAUGACAAACUGGCAAAAAUGUGUUAGACAGUAGUAGGACUGUCAAAAAAAAAAGAACAAAACAUGGCAUUCCCCAAGUUUGUGUUUGCUGUUUACAUGUAUUUCAGCACAAGAAGUAGGAAAACUAAUUCACUUUUUUAUUAAAAAGUUGUUUACAUCAAAAAACCAACAGGUUUUCUGAAGUGUAAUGUAAUUGUAAAUAGUUUUAGUACAUAAAAUAAUUGAGACUACGAAGUUAAGAGUUUUGCACUAUCCCCAAGCUCCCUAUAAUGAAAGAACAGACUUCCAUGGUGUUGGAAAGGAUUUGGUCCAUCUUCUUCAGGGUUUCAAGAGCUGACACAAACACUUUGGAGGUGCUCUGCUCUGCUCACUAGAGCAGAAAUGACCACAUACAGCUUUCAGAAUCCCCUGAGCACAGAUUUGCAUUAUCUCAUUAGUGAGCAGUACUAAUGAAAGCUUUUGUUUCCCUGGCCAGACUGACCUAGCUUUCCAUCAGCUUACAGCCAUCAGGCUAAUCCUAAAACGUGACACUACCUAUGGCUUCAGUCAUUUUAAAAUCUCUGAUUCUGGGGAGGAGAUUUUACUGUGUGAGGGGAUCCAGAUCUGCAUUGCUGUCAUGUUCCUGUUCUGCUCACGUUCCUUCAGCUGCAGAGAGCACUGAGAGUGGAGUUUGCCAUGCAGACCCAUCAGUUCCCUACCUGCCCUUCUUCCUGACCUCUUUGCACUGUACCUGAUGCACUUUAUAUGGUGUUUGGUGUAAUUUGAUGUUCUUAACCUGGAAUUGUAGGGAUCUUCCUUGUACCAGCAGAACUGGAAUUUUGACCCCAGUUAAUUACAUUGUGUCAUAAAUUGUGCAAUUAUCAAGGGGCUUUGAAUUUUUGAGCAGGAAGAAGGGAUUGAAUACUGCCAGUUUAAGAGAAUUUCUCUGUUACUGACCAAGGUUUGUUUACAACUAAAACAAAAAUAAAGUAUUAUGACUGUUAA